Molecule: messenger RNA, 1053 nt
Organism: Spodoptera littoralis (African cotton leafworm)
Lineage: Eukaryota; Metazoa; Arthropoda; Insecta; Lepidoptera; Noctuidae
Source: the annotation of a GenBank genome assembly
AUGCAAGCAAAUUACCCCAAAAAGUUACCUAAACCACAUUGGGAUAGAGUGCAUUUGGAAUAUCCAGUGAGAAAACAUCCAGGAACUGGAGUGUCGAGUGAAACUAUUGGACGAAAAUGGGCAGGCCAACCAGAAGUGAUAAUGGGAAAGAAAACACCAAUCGAAGAGAUCAAGGACUACUUUCGAGACUACAACAUUACCAAACAGUUGACAAGGUCACAGUCAGCUAACCACUAUGGCUUCAAACUGCCUGAAACGAAGAGGUUCAACAAACAUACGUCUUGUUUGGAGAACGAGUAUGUUUACCCGCAGCCUAGAAGGAUCGAAGACAGAGUACCACAAUGUUCAGCGCAUGGCACCACAGAAAUGAAGAGUCAUUACACUCCACCAGUUAUACCUCCUCGGUUGAUCACAGAUAAGGAUCGGUACAAACUCCCCACUAGACUGCCACAAGAUCCACUUCCUCUAGAACCCAGCUGGCAAACAGAACUAGAACCUAUUGAUACAACACAUGAAGGGUUUGAGAAGUACUUAGACCCAUACUUGACGACCAGCCGACUGCAUCAUCGACCCUACACAGCUGAUCAAUUGCAGAGACAGUCAUGCUCUAAGGAUAUUGUUACUUAUUACACUUUCAAGGACAUGCCUUGGACAAGAACUCCAAAACCUCAAACAGAAUGUCGACUUCCAGUGAGCAAAGCAAAGUCUGUGUAUGACAGAGAAAAGUUUAAGGAAGGUUUUAGAGAAAUAAGGACCCAUAAUAAACUACCAUGGGUACCAGGAACGUUCCGGACUGAAGCAAGAGACUACUACAUACCUCCUACAUUACAACCAGUCUCUCAAAUACACAAUUACGAAGAAGAAGCCAGAAGUUUCUAUGAGAAGUCCAUUGCACAUUUAUCGACUAACAUUUCAGAAGAAUACGACGCUUUCCAAAAGCAAUAUUCUACAGAAAAUUCUGUUGUGGGUUCUAGAAGACCUAUUUGUUCUGUCCUCGACCAGUAUAUUGAGAAAAAUAAGAGAUUAGAGAGAAAAAGUGUGCAAAUAGGAUAA